AUGAGCAACAGUUCCCUUACCGGCCUCUACCAAUCUGCGAAUAGUAGCACCUCCACCCUCCGCCCUCGCACCGGCCGUCUGAUAUCCUACGUGGAAGAUGAGGGCACCGCGUCCACCGCCGUCUCAACCUCCACGUCCUCUACCCCGCCACUAUUUCCCAGCAGAGGCGUCUCUCCCAACGACGCCGCGGUAUCGAGAUCCAAGUCGACGACGGACAGACCCCGACAUGGUAGUGGUGGUCGAACGAGCAAGGCACAUGCAGGGUCGUCCUCAGGCAGUUCAACCCCAAUAACUGGAGGAGGAAAUCAGGGGUUGUGGGAACCAUGGACCUCGCUCCAGGGGUUCGCGUCCACAUUGCUAGGGAGCGACGUGCCGGGUCCCUCGGCGAAGGACAAGGCUGGAGGCUCGUCCAAGAAGCCUCUCUGGAUGAAACAAGACACCCACUAUGGCUCGAAAAGCGCCGUGCCGCAAUGGGGUCCGUCGGCCCUACACAAUACAAAUCCCCUCCAGGGGACCGUCGAAGAACGACAGGCUAUGGUACAGGCCAAGAAGAGGGAGGCACUGCUCCUGGCCAGCGCCUCAGAGAACCGCGAUCGUCUGGGCAAGUUUAAGAGACGAGACUCAGAUGUGGACAAUGCCACCACCGCGGGUCCCGCAGACCAGAGUGAAGCUGCCCUGGUCUACAUGCACAAAGUUGAGAAAGGGGACACGCUGGCCGGAGUCAUCAUCAAGUACAACUGUCAACCUGACCUCUUCCGAAAGGUGAACCGGUUCUGGCCCAAUGACAACAUUCAGACACGAACUCAUGUCUUGGUCCCCUUGGAAGGUUCCACGGUCAAGGGCAGGAAAGUCGACAGUCCGUACCUCUCCAGAGACCUCUUCGAUCCAAAAUCCGAUGGCCUCGCUAACCAAGAGGGCCCCCAUGCGACAUCGAAAGAUAUUCACCUCCUAUCAUCCAACGGUGUUCACGACUCUACUCGAGCAAACCCGACCUUCUCGUCUUCUGCUCUAACCUCUGAGCCCCUGUCGCUCAUCACCUCUCUCUCUGAAGAAAUCACAUUCAAGCAUGACUGCUGGGUCAUGCUGCCCAACUUCAAAGAAGCCACUGAAGUCCUACGCGUCCCUCGUUGUGCGUUGGGCUACUUCCCCCGUGCCCGUCGGAAAUCAAACGCUACCCUCACCGCUUCACCCGCGUCGACACCCAAGACCUCCUUUGAUAUGCUUCGCCAUCCGCCUACUCACGCCGCCCAGCUUUCCGCCUCGUUGAAUGUCUCCCCUGUCCGCCGACCUAAUUUACCGUCGUCCCGGAUUAGCUCGUCUGGCCGUCAACGAUCUUCUAGUGCUACGGGGGGCAAUCCCUUCGCCGAUGCACUCCGCGGGCCCGGAGGUGUCGGCACCCUGCGCGGUCUUCGCACAGAGGUCUCUCGUCCAGGCCCAGCCGACGACCCGCUGAAUCGCAAAUUCAACCAAUAUUUUCCCGACUUCCUACCGCCACCGGGGGACAUCCCCCGAACGGGUUUCAGCACAAGAACACCAACAUCCCGAUCAACGCCACGCGCGAGUUCUGAGUCGGUCAGAAGCCUCCGCUCCAACUCGAACAGCUCCGGAUUGGCUGGUGAUGUGGGCGGCGCGAUUGAAGGUUGGAUGCGUAAGAUGGCGGGCGCAGCAGGGAAGAGGGAACGAAAUGCUGUGGUUGACAAAUUGGGUGACCUGAUUGAGUUGGAAACGAACUCGGAAAUCCAUGAAGAAUUGCGCGCUCCGACGGAGGUCCAGGGCGAUGAGGGGCAGGAGAUGGCCACACCGACGGCAACCACGACGGCAUCUGCCACAGAAGAAGCGCUUCUGAACGAGAGGUUUCCUGUGAGAGGCAGAGUGAAGAACGCGUACGUCUUUCACAGCUCCGGAAAGGACAAGGACGAUUGA
Fonsecaea erecta is the source of this 1923-nucleotide messenger RNA. RefSeq lists its product as hypothetical. Bases 1 to 1923 code for a protein of 640 amino acids. The record is from RefSeq and is a predicted model, not a curated record. The transcript has a single exon. Lineage: Eukaryota; Fungi; Ascomycota; Eurotiomycetes; Chaetothyriales; Herpotrichiellaceae.